UUCGCUGUGUUUGCUUGACGGCCGCUUACCCCCGCAACCCCACGUUGCUAUAUAUCUAGCGCUAGAAAAGGAAGGAAGGACAGCGGUCAAUAGAGCGAGUGGAGCUGUUUACCUCCCCUUUUCCACGACAGCGUCGAAGUUCGAUAUCCAAUUCUGCUUCGUCAGGCACCCUCAUUUUCUCAAACACCCCCCCAGUCCCCUCAUUCACUCUUCUGCACGGGAAUAUCGCCAUCCAGCCAUAAGCGAUAAGCAUGGUUCUCGAAAACAAAUAUGUCGGCCUGAUAUUGGCCCUCUCGUCUAGUUUCCUUAUUGGAACGAGUUUCAUCAUAACGAAACUCGGCUUGUUGGAUGCGGCUCGAACGCAUGGAGGGAGCGCUGGGGAGGGCUACAGCUAUCUACAAAAUCACAAAUGGUGGGCUGGGAUGAUAACGAUGGUGCUUGGGGAAAUAGCGAAUUUUCUCGCAUAUGCUUACGCACCAGCAAUUUUGGUGACGCCUCUCGGUGCGGGAAGCGUCGUUAUCAGCGCGAUUUUGGCUUCCUUUUUCUUGAACGAGGAGCUGGGCAUGGAGGGGAAGAUUGGAGCUGCGCUAUGCAUCAUUGGAUCCGUGGUCAUCAUUCUCCACGCUCCAGCAGAACCAGAUGUGGUGACAACAGAUCAGAUUCUGGAGUAUGCUCUGAGACCAGGAUUCGUAAUCUACAUGCUCCUGGUUGCAGCAACAUCACUGACAUUAAUCUAUAAGAUCGCCCCAAUCUACGGCAAACGCAGCAUGAUUGUCUACAUCGCUAUUUGCUCGCUGGUCGGGUCCGUGUCGGUCAUGGCGGUCAAGGGAUUCGGCACCGCCGUUCGCGUCACAUUUGCCGGACAGAAUCAAUUCAUCUAUCCAUCGACAUACGUGUUCCUUCUCACCGUUGUCGGGUGUGCGAUGGUGCAGAUGAACUAUUUCAACAAGGCCCUGGAUUUGUUCUCUACAAACAGAGUGACACCAAUCUACUACGUCUUCUUUAGCACCGCGACAAUUAUCGCGUCGAUCCUGUUAUUCCAGGGCUUCGAGGAUGCCAGCGGGCGUGACGUCGUGUCCAUGUUCUGCGGCUUCCUCACCAUUUUUGUUGGAGUCUUCCAACUCAACUCCCAUAAACCCUCCUCAGGGCACUCAGGCGGCGCCCACCCAAGCGCCAUGGACAAGUUCACAGACGCGAGUCGACGGAACUCGCUAUCCGCCGCGGGCCUCGCAACGGCCCUCGUCAACGAAGCCCAUUUGCUCAAGACAUUCGACGAAGAGUCGGCGCCUCUUAGGGAUUUGGAUCAUGGUGAUGAUUCCGAUUGACUGGCGGACCCAAGACAUCGGUACCCGUCCGGUUGAUCGUAAGGAGGUGGAAAAGCGCUUCAACCCACCUCUAGUUUUUGUACAUUUCAUUUUGCUCGCGCGGCAUUUGUCAAUGGGCCCUCAGCCAGCAAGCGGGAGCACACCCCUCUGACUUUGCCCUUGCCUCUCCGUGCCGUGCCCUCGUCUCUCCCCCUCCCCUUUGAAUCCUUUUACCUCGUUUUCUUUUUGGAUGUGAGUCCGUAGAUUAUCCAUAAGACCA
Fimicolochytrium jonesii is the source of this 1584-nucleotide messenger RNA. Its product is annotated as magnesium transporter. Gene Ontology annotation, cellular component: membrane. The record is from RefSeq and is a predicted model, not a curated record. The coding region runs from base 252 to 1325 and encodes 357 amino acids. Lineage: Eukaryota; Fungi; Chytridiomycota; Chytridiomycetes; Spizellomycetales; Powellomycetaceae. Gene Ontology annotation, biological process: magnesium ion transport. Gene Ontology annotation, molecular function: magnesium ion transmembrane transporter activity. The transcript has 8 exons.